Molecule: messenger RNA, 4919 nt
Organism: Sceloporus undulatus (fence lizard)
Lineage: Eukaryota; Metazoa; Chordata; Lepidosauria; Squamata; Phrynosomatidae
Gene: PDPR
Product: pyruvate dehydrogenase phosphatase regulatory subunit
Exons: 18
Coding region: 186-2825 (879 amino acids)
Cellular component (GO): mitochondrial matrix; mitochondrion; cytoplasm
Molecular function (GO): oxidoreductase activity; protein binding
Source: RefSeq, a predicted model, not a curated record
GGCGCUGUCGUAAAGCACUCUGGUCGUAAAGCGAGAGCGGGGAAAUCGAGGGGAGGAAAGGAAGGUCGCGGCCUCGGGAAGCGCGCCGGUGAGGAGACCCGGAUGGGCUCUGGUCGGCUUCUACGGGGAGCUGAAGGCCUUAUUUCUUCGGCGAGGAGGCGCCGGCGCUGAGGCCCUGGGCGGAGAUGGCCCUGCGCUUGCUGUCGGGCGUCCGGUGGCCGAGGGCCGGCCAAGGAUGGAGGGUCCAGCCCAGCGCCCGUCGGAGCAGCACCAGUGGCGCAGAGCCCCCCCUGGCGCCCCUGCCCUCCCAUGCGCAGGUGGUCAUCUGCGGCGGAGGCGUCAUGGGCACCUCUGUGGCUUAUCACCUCUCCAAGCUGGGAUGGAGGGACGUGGUCUUGCUGGAGCAGGGCAGGCUGGCGGCUGGCUCCACGAGGUUCUGCGCGGGAAUCGUCAGCACGGCGCGGCACCUGUCCAUUGAGCUGAAGAUGGCCGACUACUCCAACAAGCUGUAUCAGCAACUGGAGCAAGAGACGGGGAUAAAAACUGGUUACAUGAGGACUGGCUCUAUCUCGCUAGCUCAGACGCAAGACCGGCUGAUCUCCCUGAAGCGCAUCGCCUCGCGGCUCAAGGUCAUGGGAAUCCCGUGUGAGAUCAUCCCACCCAAGAGAGUUGCGCAGCUCCAUCCGCUUAUCAACAUCCACGACCUGGUGGGGGCCAUGUAUGUGCCAGAAGACGCCGUUGUGUCGUCCGCGGAUGUGAGCCACGCCUUGGCCAGUGCUGCUUCUCUGAACGGAGCCCAGAUCCAUGAGCGGACAAGUGUCAUCCAUGUUGUGACCCAGAAAGGCUGUGUGGCUGGAGUGGAGACUGACCGGGGGUCAAUCGAGUGCCAGUAUUUUGUUAACUGUGCUGGACAGUGGGCAUAUGAGCUAGGCCUUUCCAAUGAGGGGCCGGUCACCAUUCCUUUGCACGCCUGCGAACACUUCUACCUCCUCACGCGGCCCUUGAAGACCCCCCUGGACAGCAGUACACCAACUAUUGUGGACCUUGAUGGGAGGAUCUACAUUCGCAACUGGCAGGGGGGCAUCCUCUCAGGUGGCUUUGAGAAGAACCCCAAGCCGAUUUUCACAGAGGGUCGGAACCAGCUCGAGAUACAGAACCUGCAGGAGGAUUGGGAUCACUUUGAACCCCUUCUGAGUGCCCUUCUGCGGAGGAUGCCGGAUCUGGAAGCCCUGGAGAUUGUGCAGCUGGUGAAUUGCCCAGAAUCCUUCACUCCAGACAUGCGGUGCAUCAUGGGAGAGUCGCCCAACGUUCAAGGCUACUUCGUUCUGGCAGGCAUGAACUCAGCUGGCACAUCUUUUGGUGGCGGAGCAGGCAAGUUCCUGGCUGAAUGGAUGGUCAAUGGCUACCCCUCGGACAACGUCUGGCCAUUGGACCUGAAGCGCUUUGGUGCUCUGCAGGGCAGCCGCACCUUUCUCCGCCAUCGCGUCAUGGAAGUCAUGCCCCUGAUUUAUGAUCUGAAAGUGCCCCGUUGGGAUUUCCAGACUGGAAGGCAGUUGCGGACAUCGCCCCUCUAUGACCGGCUGGAUGCCCAGGGAGCCCGCUGGAUGGAGAAGCAUGGCUUCGAGAGGGCUAAGUACUUUGUUCCGCCCGGGAAAGAUCUGCUGGCUCUGGAUCAAAGCAAGACUUUCUACAAGCCAGACUGGUUUGAUAUUGUGGGGGAAGAGGUCAAGUGCUGCAAGGAGGCGAUCUGCGUCAUCGACAUGUCCUCUUUCACCAAGUUUGAAAUAAGUUGCAUGGGGGACCAGGCCUUGGAGGUCCUACAGUAUCUGUUCUCCAAUGAUCUGGAUGUGCCGGUCGGCCACAUCGUACACACAGGGAUGCUCAACCACAACGGCGGGUAUGAGAACGACUGCAGCAUCGUCCGCUUAAACAAACGCAGCUUCUUCAUGAUUUCCCCCACAGACCAGCAAGUCCAUUGUUGGGCUUGGUUGAAGAAGCACAUGCCAGAAGACAACAGCUUGCUCUUGGAAGAUGUCACCUGGAAGUACACAGCCUUGAAUCUGAUCGGCCCGCGUGCCGUGGACGUUCUCUCAGAGCUCUCUUACGCACCGAUGACUCCUGACCAUUUCCCCUCCCUCUUUUGCAAGGAGAUGAGUGUGGGUUACGCCAAUGGCAUCCGCGUCAUGAGCAUGACGCAUACUGGGGAGCCUGGAUUCAUGCUCUACAUUCCCAUUGAGUAUGCUCUGCAUGUGUACAAUGAAGUGAUGAGCGUCGGGCAGAAGUAUGGCAUCCGGAACUCAGGCUACUACGCUCUCCGCAGUUUACGCAUUGAGAAGUUUUUUGCCUUCUGGGGCCAAGAUCUGGAUGCUUUCACCACCCCCUUGGAAUGUGGGCGUGAGUUCCGGGUUAAACUGGAGAAGGGCACCGACUUCAUUGGGCGGGACGCACUGAUGCAUCAGAAGCAGGAAGGCGUCUUCAAGCGCUUCACCAUGUUCAUCCUGGAAGACCACGACACUGACCUGGACCUCUGGCCCUGGUGGGGGGAGCCCAUCUACCGGAACGGCCAGUACGUGGGCAAGACCACCAGCAGCGCUUACAGCUACACGCUGGAGCGACACGUCUGCUUGGGCUUCAUCCAGAACCCGGACCCUGAAACUGGGGAGGCACAGGUGGUGACACCCGACUUCAUCAACCGGGGGGAAUAUGAGAUCGAUCUGGCAGGACAGCGUUUCCAGGCCAAAGCCAAGCUGUACCCCUUCAGCUCCCUCUUCACCACCCGGAGGCACAAGGAUGAGAUGGAGUUCAGCGGCUUCCAGGGAAAGUGAGGCCAUCCUAGAAGAGCAGCUGCAGCGGCUCCAGACUCUUCCUCUGCUGCUUACCAGGCUUCCAUAUCGUCUUUUUGGUCUGUUACAUUUUGUAAAUGCUCACUUUUAUCCUUCCCCAUCAAUCCUCUGCCCUUUCCUGCCUUCCCUAGUUGCACUUGCUGGACUCCAGGACACCAGGGCUCUUGGGAACUGGAGGGCAGCCUCUGCUUAUGGGGCAGGUGAAGACGCACACACCUGAGCAUGCUCUGGGAAUGCUGGCUGUGUUGCAUCAAAGGGAAUCCUUGAUGCUCAGCCUUGGGACCUCUUUCCUUUUAUGGCACUUAAUCCUAUCGCCCAGGGAGCCAUAAAAACCUUUUGGACACAGGACACCUCCAUCUUCACCUUUGCAGCUGGCUUUCUCUUGGGCUGUCUAUCAAAAGGAUUGGCAGGUGCUAGAAGGAAAUCCACCCAUUUAUUUAUUUUAUGUUUUUUUUUUUGCAGUGGGAAAUGGUGCAAUCAUUUAGUGGUGGCAUUGUCAGUGUCAGUUCUCUCCCUCCCGGGUGCGGGGUUAGUGUCCUACAAGAAGCCUCAAAUCUUCUGAAUGGUUGAUCCAAGAAGAGAGGAAGUGCCUGCGGUCUCUUCUCUCAGACCUCCUCAGUCUGUAGAAAGGACUGGAGGGAGUUGGACAUAGAAGAUGGUUUCUGGACUCUUGCUAGGCAGAGAAAAGCAUUAGGUGCAGGCCUUGGAUCCAACAGAAGUGGUCAAUCUGUCUCAGUCAGCUCUUGAACUCCUCUGUGGAGGGAGAAUUGACUUUUGUCCAGACUAGAAACGACUGGAACAAAUGGGGUGAAAGCGAAGCCUUUUAUCACAGGAGUGGGAAAACUGCAGACCCUUGGCUGCAGGUGGAUCUCCCAAAAUCUCCCUGAUCCUCCCCAUAGUCCUCCAGAUUGCCUCAUUGUCACCUCUGGAGGACCACAGGAGUGAGGGAGAUGCCUCUGGAGCAUCUCCCAAGCCCAUCCCAAUGAAUUGAAUCAGCUCCCAAAUUUUGACAAUGGUACCCAGAGGUUGAUGUCCUGAUUCCUUCCUAGCCCACUCUGGGCCAUAGGGGCACCAACUGGCCCUUGCACCCUUUGACAUUGGUCACUCCUACUCUACCAUAUCACUUUGACGCUCUCCAAAUUCCAUGUCUGGCUGCUCUUAUGCCAAAGAGGCUUUUCAGGAGGAAUAUGGGGUUGGUCCUAAGGCAGAGGUUCUUCAGUCCUAUAUAUUUUACAUUGCAAGACCUGUGGGGACAACUGACUCAUAUCCCAGGGUGCUGUCUCUUUUCCCAAGCCCCUGUCAGUAGCUCCCCUUUUAUCACCCCAGACAUAGUUUGCAGCUCCUGCCUCUUCUAAACAUUGCAUGUGGGGGAAUUCCUUCACUAGCAAAUUGUCUCCUCUUCCUUCCUUUACACUCCUGAUACCCAUGCCUGAAGGGUCACUCCAGUUUGGAUCUCUGGUGCACUUUUUAAACACAUUUGUUCAUACUGAGGUUGCAUGCCACCCUUCCCCGAUCCUCCAUUCUCCAAAACUGGGACGGGUGUGUUUGCUUUCAUUUUUUUCAGCAUUACUUUAACUCUAACUGCAAAGCUGUUGCAUACAUCUCUUCUGUGGAAUAGGUGCUAGAGACUGGGAGCUAAGCAGACCUCUCUCCUUCCCUUCAGAGUGCCUUAUACGCUCAUGAAUGUUACUGGAAGGGGCUGAGGGUGCCCUCGGCUCCAUCCAUUCUCCAGUACUUGACUCUGCUGAUGCUUCUUGACCUGGGCAGGGCAAUAUAUCAGGGCCUUGGGGUGCUUUUAGCCUUUUCUCACAGUCUGAGGAAGUGGGCCGUUGUGUUUUUAAGAGGACUUUAUGUGCCUGGAGUGCAGAGAGAGCAUUCUCAGAGACCAUGGGCUCUUCUUCCGAAGCAUGCAAGGCUGGGCAGGGGAUGUCAGCUUCCCAUCCCUGCCCAUGCCACUGGGAAAGCUGCACCUUCAUCAUGUGGCAUUUCAGCAGUUGCGUCCUGUUCCACAGUGGUUUUUUCAAUGCUACCUGGUUUGUAUAUCAAUAAUAAAAGAGAAUCAUUUUAGCUACUGAU